Molecule: messenger RNA, 1532 nt
Organism: Pipistrellus nathusii (Nathusius's pipistrelle)
Lineage: Eukaryota; Metazoa; Chordata; Mammalia; Chiroptera; Vespertilionidae
Source: the annotation of a GenBank genome assembly
AUGACACGUGGCAUGCUGCAGGCUGUUUGCUGCUUUGAGUUUCAGUUUCCUUUCUCUCAGACCAGGAAGUCAAGGAUCUCAGCAGAACUUUCUGUCUCCAGAAUGUUUCAGGUGGCCAAGCCAGAUGAAGCAGCUUGCACUCCAUUUAAGCCUGAUCCAGCUUUUAAAAAUGGAUACAGAACAAUGGAAAUGACAACCAGAUUGACAUGGAAUAAAGAAAAGAUUCUGCAAAAGCUGCUUGGAAAUGUUUCCUUGAGUCUUUUUUAUAAGUCUAGUGUACAUAAAUGUUCCAUUGAAAAUAUGCUUGAUAUGUGCAAUCAUCAAGGAUCCACUAUAACAGUGAUUUACAUGCCCAACUGUAUUGUUGGGGCAUUUUUAUUUGGGCACUAUCCUCAAAUGGAUAAAAAGUGUAGAAAUCAAAAUUAUUCUUUCUAUUUUUCACUUAAUAACACUAGAACAACUGAAGUUUUUAAUGUAGAAGCACAAAUUGAUUCUGAAAAACUGGCAUUUUAUUCCUCUAAUGAAAUCAUUUUCUCCUUAAUUCCACAUGAGUCCAAAGUUUUUAUUCAUCAAUCAUUAAUGAUUGAAUUAGGAAUACAAUAUUUCACUUCCUCAAAUUAUUUGGAAUGUGAAGUUUUCCGCGUUGAAGGAAUUAAUGAUGAUAAAGGCUACAUAAGGAGGAUAACAGGAGUUGCACAGUACAGAAAUGGGCUCCUAGCAGAGCUCAGAGGCUACAGACCCUAUGCAGAUUUGGUUUCAGAAAUUAAUAUUCUCUUGCUGGGUCCAGUUGGGUCUGGAAAGUCCAGUUUUUUCAAUUCAGUGAAGUCUGUUUUCCAAGGCCAUAUGACUCGCCAAGCCGCAGUGGGGUCUGAUGUCACUAGCAUUACUGAAAUGUAUAGGAUAUACUCUAUUAAAGAUGGAAAAGAUGGGAAAUCUCUGCCAAUUAAGUUGUGUGACACCAUGGGGCUGGAUGAGAAAGAGGGAGUAGGAUUGUGUAUGGAUGACAUACCCCACAUCUUAAAAGGCUGCGUGCCCGACAGAUAUCACUUUAAUCCCCAGCAACCAAUUACAUGUGACUAUCCUACCUUCAUCACCUCUCCAUCACCGAAGGACAGGAUUCACUGUGUGGCUUAUGUUUUAGAUAUCAACUGUAUCAACAGUCUCUCCUCUAAAAUGGUGGCAAAGUUCAAACAAGUUCAAAAAAUAAUAUUAAGCUGUGGUGUACCACAGGUAGCCUUGCUGACUAAAGUGAAAAAUUACCACGAAGUUCUUCAAGAAGACUUUUCAAAUAUGAAUACUUCUAUGACUUCUCAAAGCCAGAUAAUGAAAAUCCAAAAAAUGCUAAAAAUUCCUAUUUAUAAUAUUCUGAUGGUUGAAAAUUAUGCUCUAGAAUGGGAGCAGGACCCUUUAAAGGACAUUCUGAUCCUCUCUGCGCUGAGGCAGAUGUUACGAGCUGCAGAUGACUACUUAGAGGAUUUGCCUCAGAGGCAUAUGAAGUUGCUAGAAUGUCCCAGCUUGACAUGUGUGAUUAG